CGGUGCCAGUGUGGUCUCAGAGGAAGGUGAGUGUGGUCUAAGAGGAAGGUGAGUGUGGUCUAAGAGGACCUGGAAGCUAAUUGUCUUCUGAGUGUUUUGUCCAGACGAAAUGCCUACAGCUCCAUCUAGUGGUCAGUGCACACAAACACAUUUGUGAAUUUUAAAUCCGUCUACUUAAGAUUCAAAUCAGUGAGCUCUGUGAAAAUAAUGCUAACACGCAGGUGUUUUUUUUUUUUCAACCACCAUGAAAAGGAUUUUGACUGAGCAAAUGUGAUGGAACUGAGAGCAUUAUGUGUGUGUGAAGUUCAGAGUGUGAGGUGUGACUUCCUCUGCAAGAAGCAGUCGAGGCCAAACUUUGGUUGUGGCCCGCAGUAAAAAUGAACCUUUCUGAUUCUGAAAUAUAAAUGGUGCCAGUGGACAGGAGCCUCUUUUCAAAAUACACUAUUCUAUUGUAGAGGCACAGGGACUCAUGCAGAGUUUAAUUCAGCUAAGUGCUCCACAAUUAGAUUAUUUAUCGAUUAGCACCAAUGAAUGAGGGCCAACUCAAGCAAGUGGCUUGCAGCUGAGUGGUCUCAUCCUGCAGAGAGAAAGGUGUGAACUCUUUUGUGCAACAAUGACACCUGCCCCCCCCCCACACACGUAUCAGUUUCCUUCAAACUCCCACAACAUUUCCUUUGUGGCAGUUAAGAGGGUCGACUAUAAAUGGUGGAGCGGAGUGAACGCUGAUCAUCUUCUAACUCCGGACAACGACCAUGUUCCACAUGUACUGCGUGAUCCUGUUCCAGCUGCUCUCCCUCACCGGGGCCACUGAGAGUGGCAUUGUGGGUGGGAAGGUCGCAAGGCCUCAUUCUAGGCCCUACAUGGCAUCACUCCAAUUACGGGGCAAACAUUUAUGUGGCGGAAUGCUCAUUCGGGAGGACUUCGUUCUAACAGCAGCACACUGCAAACAAAAUGAGCCGUUGACGGUGGUGCUUGGAGCACAUGACAUCAGCAAGGAAGAGAAAAGUCAGCAAAAGAUCCGAGUAGCGAAGUACCACCCGCACCCAGAAUUCACCGAUAAACAAUACGACUAUGAUAUCAUGUUGCUUGAGUUAAAAAACAAUGCCACGCUGACGCGCUCGGUGAAGACCAUCAAGCUUCCUAAGAAAAGUGGAAAAGUCCCCGCCAACAUCAAAUGCGUCGCUGCCGGCUGGGGCCAAACCGCCGAAACGCCGUCCUCAAAUGUGCUAAAAGACGCCACGGAAGUGAUGCAAUUCAGCUUCGAGUGCAAACAUAAAUGGGCAGAAUACUUCAAUCCUCAGAACAUGAUCUGCACCACAUUUGACAAAAAGAAUGGAGGGGUUUGCCAGGGCGACUCUGGGGGGCCACUUAUCUGCAACACGGGGCUGCAGGGUCUGACAGCUUAUACCCUGGGAGCUGAUUGCAGUGAUCCCAAAUAUCCACACGUCUUCACCAAAGUCAGUACCUUUCUGCCCUGGAUUAAGAAGGUGAUGAAAUGA
This is a messenger RNA of Pungitius pungitius (ninespine stickleback), 1499 nucleotides long. RefSeq names its product granzyme B(G,H)-like. Lineage: Eukaryota; Metazoa; Chordata; Actinopteri; Perciformes; Gasterosteidae. Gene Ontology annotation, molecular function: serine-type endopeptidase activity. The transcript has 5 exons. Bases 753 to 1499 code for a protein of 248 amino acids. The record is from RefSeq and is a predicted model, not a curated record. Gene Ontology annotation, biological process: proteolysis.